UUUUUCCCUCGUAGUUGUAGCCUCGACAAAACCAAAGACUAAAAAAAUCACCAUUUUCCACUUUGUCAUAUAUAUAGUGACAAAUUACAACAAAACAAGUCACCACCUAUUAUUAAGCUACUUUUUCUCUACUCUUUUCCACAAGAAAGAACUAACAAGAGCCAUGAAGAGAAGGUUCCACAAAGUUUGCACUUCUCUAAAAGAACAAAGUAAUAUAAGUUAUGCAAAGAUUGCUUCAGCUGCAGGCUUCUCUGAUAUGAAUCUCAUCAUCAUAAAAGCGACAUCGCCCGAUGAUUUGCCGGUUCAUGAAAAAUACAUUCAAUAUUUUUUGAAACUCUUUUCAUUAUCUCCAUCUACAUGUCAUUCAUUUGCUAUAAGCUUCACGCGUCGAUUUGGAACUACUCGUAGUUGGAGAGUAGCGUUAAAGUCGUUGAUUCUUCUUCAUCGUCUUCUUCGUUCUGUUCAUGGAAACUCUCCUUUAUGGGCUGAACUGUUAUGGACUCGUUCCAAUGGUUUGAUCUCUCUUUACCCUUGUCAUUUCAAGGAUGCUACUUCUUCUUCAUCUACUUGUUCCAUUUCGUACACAAACUUUGUUAGUUCUUAUGCGCAAUUACUCGACGAAGCUCUUAACUGUGUUGCCUUGGACAGCAAGAAACUUGAAAACCAAAAAUACCAAGAAGAAAAAAAUGAAACUUUUCAAGAAAAGAUGAAGGAAAUGGGUGAGAUACUUGAAAUUUUGCCACAGCUUCAAAGUAUUAUUGAUAGGGUGAUCGACUGUUACCCUAUAGGAGUAGCAACAAGAAGUUUCAUUGUUCAGUCUGCAAUGAAACACAUAAUUCGCGACAGUUUCGUUUGUUACACAAAGUUUAGAGCAGAAAUUGUUGUUGUUUUGGAGAAUCUUUUUGAUAUGUCUUAUAGGAACUGCAUAGCUGCAUUCAAUAUAUACAAGAAAUCGGCAGUGCAAACAAAUAAGCUUUGUGAGUUUUAUGAAUGGUGUAAAGCAAAAGGGUUGUGUGGUUACUAUGAAUAUCCUUUGUUGGAACCAAUUCCAGGUAUACAAAUCAAAGCUUUGGAAAGUUUUCUGAGUGGUAUGUGGCAGUUGACAGAGUCUAGUUCAUCGUCAAUGUCUGAUCAGGAAUCCAGUUCGGUUUUUACGGAAGAAGAUAGAAGACAACAAAAAGAGAUGAUGAAAGGUAAUGAAGAGGAGAAGCCUUUGAUUGAUCUAGAAGGUGAAUAUGAAGAUGAUGUUAGUUGGGAGACAGUGUUGGAAUCUUCUGUUACUUUUUGUCAUUCUUAUGAUCAGAAUGAUUUGUUCAGUUCUAAUCCUUUCUCUCAACAAAGUUAUGAAUCAAGUUACUAUGGGAGAUUUCCUCACAACCCUGUGUAUCCUUGGGGUCUAUAGUGGAUUUUUUUUAUUAUUAUUAUUAUUACAUUUUUUGUUAUACAAAUAAGAUUAGAGUUGAGGUAUCUUCAUAUACAUGCAUUCGUUUUUGAGUGUGGAAGUGAACCACCAUCAAUAGUCAUUAAAUUUAUUAAAAUUAUAUAAACAUAUAUAAAUAUUUGUUU
Molecule: messenger RNA, 1566 nt
Organism: Lathyrus oleraceus (garden pea)
Lineage: Eukaryota; Viridiplantae; Streptophyta; Magnoliopsida; Fabales; Fabaceae
Product: putative clathrin assembly protein At2g25430
Exons: 1
Coding region: 164-1402 (412 amino acids)
Biological process (GO): clathrin coat assembly; clathrin-dependent endocytosis; vesicle budding from membrane
Cellular component (GO): clathrin-coated vesicle; clathrin-coated pit
Molecular function (GO): clathrin heavy chain binding; 1-phosphatidylinositol binding; phosphatidylinositol-4,5-bisphosphate binding
Source: RefSeq, a predicted model, not a curated record